GCUCUGUGGCCAAAGCCUUCGUGGACGAAGAAAUCUUCAACUCUGCGUAUCAUGUCCUGAACCACCUUCCCGAUGUGAAGGCAUUGGCUGGUCUGGUGCCCGCAAAGAAGAAAUUUGAUGCCUUGUGCGUCCACGUGAAGAAGACAGACGCCUGUUGCAGCACGUGGAAGGCCACAAGAACUUGCCACUUUCUGGUCAUGCAGGAUGGUG
This is a messenger RNA of Symbiodinium necroappetens, 210 nucleotides long. The record is from the annotation of a GenBank genome assembly. NCBI's taxonomy places the organism in Eukaryota, Dinophyceae, Suessiales, Symbiodiniaceae.